AUGGAAUUGUCUGAGUAUAUGAAACAGAAAAAAGGGAUGGUGUGGGCAAAAGAGGAUGACAAUUUUGAACAACUAUUGUAUACAUAUAAGGAAAAUGCAUGGGAGAGAAUACUGAAGGUUAAUGAAGAAUUGGCAAAAAGAGAUGUUAUAUUUAGAAUUGGAAAAUUGUGGAGGGAGUACAGGUGCAAGCUUUGGAAUGAGUUUUAUGACCCACUUCUGAGCAAAAAUGAUCUCAUUAAGAACAUUCCAGAUUGCGUUAGCAUGGAUCAAUGGGCUUUAUUUGUUGAGUAUCACUUAAAGCCUUCCACAAUGAAAAUUGAGACUAGUAGGAACAUUGGGCGAGCUGAAAUGUGGAAGAUCACUCAUAAGAGGAAAAAUGACACCUAUGUGAAUGAGGAGGCUAUGGAGAUUGGGGAAAAAAUAUAUGAGCUAAUGUUGAAUAACCCAGAUAUUGCAUCAGAUAUAUCUCCAAAUGAUCCAGUUGGUCUCAUAUUUGGUAAGGAGCAUCCAGGUCAGGUCAGAGGAUUGUCACAUGGAGCUUGUCCCACUCUUGCAUUUAAGCAAUCCACUACAAGGUUAAAUGGUAUGAAUUUUGCUUCAUGUAGUGCAACAUCAAAAAAUACGGAUGAGAAGUUUCUAAUGAUGGAAAAUGAGCUCACAACUCUCAAAAACCAAAUGCAAACAUUGGUUGCCUACAUUGCUUCUAGAGAUGACGUUCCUGACCAUUUUGCUGCUAUGGUUGCUGGUUUGGUACAUACUUUGGUUAAUGAGGUACCCGAUGUUGGAAGUGGUGCUCCAUCACCUAUUGGUAUAAGAAGAUCAAGCGAUACAGAAAAGACAAGUUAG
This is a messenger RNA of Vigna unguiculata (cowpea), 846 nucleotides long. RefSeq lists its product as uncharacterized. The record is from RefSeq and is a predicted model, not a curated record. Lineage: Eukaryota; Viridiplantae; Streptophyta; Magnoliopsida; Fabales; Fabaceae.